AGGCGGCGGGGGCGGGGGGAGAGGAGGGCCCGGGCCCGCGCUCCCCCAGCCCCGCACAAGCAGGCGGCGGCUGAGGACCCAGAGGCUCGCCUGGACGGCCAGACACCUCUACCUUCCGCUCCUGGGAUCAUGACCCAGGCGGGGGUCGCCGCCACCGCGGCCGGGAGCGUGUCGCCGGCGGUAAGAAGAAAAUAUAACCUAUAGCGGCCAUCUUCUGGCAGAAGAUGAUAGAUUUGAAUCAGAAAGAGGAGGUGUUGGAAGCCAGGAGUCCAAAGUGAAGAAGCGCUGCAAGCCCUUGGGUUCCUAUCACUGUCACCAUGCCAGAAAUGACAGAACAUGAGGCGCCUAUGAAAAAGCAGCACAGAAAGAAGAACCGGGAGACACACAAUGCAGUGGAGAGACACAGAAAGAAGAAAAUCAAUGCUGGGAUAAACAGAAUAGGAGAACUGAUUCCAUGCUCUCCUGCUCUGAAACAGAGCAAGAACAUGAUCCUGGACCAAGCCUUUAAGUACAUAACAGAAUUGAAGCGGCAAAAUGACGAACUCCUGCUUAACGGAGGGAACAGUGAACAAGCUGAAGAAAUUAAAAAGCUACGGAAACAACUGGAAGAAAUUCAAAAAGAAAAUGGCCGAUAUAUUGAAUUAUUGAAAGCAAAUGACAUAUGCUUAUAUGAUGACCCCACAAUCCACUGGAAAGGAAAUCUGAAAAACUCAAAGGUGUCUGUUGUUAUUCCAAGUGACCAGGUCCAAAAGAACAUCAUUGUUUAUUCCAAUGGGAGCCAGCCUGGGGGAAAUAGCCAGGGGACAGCUGUCCAGGGAAUUACCUUUAAUGUUGCUCACAGUUUGCAAAAGCAGACGGCCAAUGUGGUACCAGUGCAGAGGGCCUGCAAGCUGGUGACUCCCGUGUCUGUCUCUGGAGUUUACCCUUCCGAAAACAAGCUGUGGCAUCAGACUGCAGUGUCUGCACUAGCUGCCAACCAGCCCGUUCCUCUUUGUCUUCCCACUGCCAUUUCUGCUCAAAAUAUUCUCGAACUUUCUACUUCCGAAAGCCAGUCAAGUGUGCUUGGUGCCACUAGUGGCUCACUGAUCACCGUUGCAGUUGGCCUUGACCCCUCCCAACAUCAUUCCUUGAACACAUGCCUAAAUGAUCAAAAUGCUUCAGAAAAUAACCCUGGCCAGGAGAGCCCCACAUCAUCCACAGGAACAGGCGCAGGGGUCACGAGUACCUCCUCUAGCAGCUCAGCAGCUGCCACUGAGGCGCAUCUAGAAACCAAGUCCAGCCAAAGUGAGCAGGGCUUCAGUGGAGAUUCUCAGAACACCCCCAUGUCAGCUACCACCACAGUGUGCUCCCAGCCUCCCGCAUCUACUGGUGAUUCUUCUCCAGUGAGCAUUGGCAAGACAGCAGACCCAACAAAUAUGACAGCAGUGGCACCAGUUCCUGCUGCAAUGGCGAAGACCGCCCUCCCCGUGAGCAGUCUUUCUGCAACUCCUUUGGACAGUGCUUGGACUCUUUCUUGUUCUCUGCCUUCUUCAACUGUUAGUGCUUCAGAUUUGAAAAACAUCAGCAGCCUUACCCGGAUUUCUUCAGCUGGAAACACACAGACAACAUGGACUACAUUGCACCUGGCCGGAAACACAAUUCAGCCUUUAAGCCAGACACCGUCUUCUGCUGUGACUCCAGUAUUGAAUGAGUCUGGUACCAGCCCUACCCCAGGCAAACACAAGCAUAUGGCUACAGGCAUGAUCUUAAAUAGUUCCCUUCCAGCAGAUGGGCAGCCAGUUGAGCAAGUAGUGGUGACUUUGCCUUCGUGUCCACCCUUACCUGUGCAGCCACUGAUUGCCCAGCCACAGGUUAAAUCUCAGCCUCCAAAAAAUAGCCUUCCCUUGAACUCAGCAAUGCAAGUGAUUCAGAUGGCUCAGCCAGUUGGGUCAGCUGUCACCGCAGCUCCAGCUAACCAAAAUGUUAUUAUCCUUCAGCCACCCAGCACAACCCCGUGCUCGGCGAUGAUGAGGGCAGAGGUUCCCAACCAAACGGUAGGUCAGCAGAUUGUCAUCAUUCAGGCAGCUAAUCAGAACCCACUGCCACUCCUUUCUGCUCCCCAUCCUGGUUCUGUUCGACUUCCUGUCAACGGAGCCAGUGCUAUAAUAGGCUCUCAUAAUUCCGUGCAAAAUGUGCCCGUCCCACAGACUUUUGGAGGAAAGCAUCUUGUCCACAUAUUACCAAGACCUUCAUCUCUAGCCACGCCCAGCUCAACACAAACAUUUUCUGUUACCAUGUCAAACCAACAACAGCCUCAAACCAUUUCUUUAAACGGACAGCUCUUUGCUUUGCAGCCUGUGAUGUCUUCAUCAGGAACUACAAAUCAAACCCCUAUGCAAAUUAUUCAACCCACCACCAGCGAAGAUCCAAACACCAAUGUUGCCCUGAACACAUUUGGGGCUUUGGCCAGCCUCAAUCAAAGCAUAUCACAGAUGGCUGGGCAAAGCUGUGUACAGUUGUCUAUUAGCCAGCCUGCUAAUCCUCAGACUUCUGCAAACAGUCAAACCAGCCCAGCUAACUGUGUUUCACUAGCGACAACCGUACCGCCCACCGUCACGACAGAUAAUUUAGCCACACCAUCCAGUACCUGCAGUCUUGCAACAGCUUCCUCCACACACACUGUCACUUCUCUGCCCCCUACCCUGAAAUCAAAAAGACUGAACAAGAAGCCAGGUGCCAAGAAACACUUAGCAGCUAAUAAGCCAGCAUGUCCCCUGAAUUCAGUCAGAGAUGUGGGCAAGUUAGACAGCCCCAGAACAGACAGUGAUGGGUUGCUGGACAGCCUCCCUGCUGGCCUACCAUCUGUUGCUGUGUCCCAGGCAAAGAGUGUUAGUAGUUCUGCUUCACGUUCUUUGGACAUUCUAAAUUCUGUAUCAGUAAUCCCUGAGUCUAUAUCCAAGUCUAAGUUGGCAGAAGCCUGUAGCUCAUCCUCCCAAGAAUCUGAAACAAAUGAACAGUUUGCAGUGGCCCCAGCAAAACCCAAAGAUUCUACUCCCAUUUUGCAAGAGACUUCUCAGGGUACACCACCAACUACUGUAGCAUUGUCCAGUGCUAUAAAAUCCUGUCCUUCAACCAACGUGUUGAUUCCGUCUCCUCUCGAGUCCCAGAUUUUGGUUUCUCAGGUUUCUGGUAUGCCAUCCACUACAAGCACUUCAAGCACCGACUGUAUUUCCGAGGUAGAAAUUGUGGCAGACCCUUGCCCAGUUGAGCAGGAUUCAUUGGACACCAUGCAAACAGCAGGGCCUUUAAAGGGGCAAGGUCUAACUAUGUUGCUGUCUGACCUUACUAAAGAAAAAGACCUUCAGAAAUCAUCCCUUUCAGUCCAGAUGGAUCAUUCUGACUUUUCUCCAGAAAAUUCUAAGAUAGGUGAUUCUAAUGUUGAUUCUCAUCCCAAGCAGGAACUGUUGCUGAUGAAUGAGGACAAAGAUCCUCCACAGCCUCAUUCCUGCCUCCCUGAUCAGGAGGUUAUUAAUGGUUCUCUGCUCACCAAUAGGCAGGCUGACUCUCCCAUGUCAACCAGCUCUGGCAGUAGUCGUAGUUUUUCGGUUGCAUCCAUGCUUCCCGAAACAGCUCGAGAAGAUGUGACCAGAAGUACAACCGCUAACACGUGUGACAGUUGUUCCUUCGCAGAGCAAGCUGAUAUCGUGGCCCUUGCAGCAAGAGCUAUUUUGGACCAGGAAAACAUUGAGAAGGGAAGGGUUGGCACGCAGACUGACAUGAGGGAGGUUACUUCAAAGCCCUCCGAAAACUCUUUAGAGGGAGAUCAGCCUUUUAAGCCUCAGAUCCACAAGGAGAGUUGCACAGGACAGGCAGAUGCAGCACUGAAUGAGUUUACCUCUCAGGAUUCAGUAGAAGUAACAGUUGAUAGGCCUCUCGAAAAGUCAAGCUGUUCUCUGGGAAUUAAAACACCGAAUGCCUCCUUACAGGUGUCAGCCUCUCAGCCACCAGGUCUCACCAGUUUAAGUGUGAAUAAUCUCACCCAUCAGAACAGUGUCAGCUGUCCUCUGGUCAGCUGUACAGGUCUAUCGCAGACCUCGGAGCAAACAUCUAUUCCUGUGACCGUUAACAUGACUGUUCCAUCCAGUUCUUAUGGCAGCCAGCCUCCUGUGCCACCUCUGAUGACAGAAUACUCCCAGGAGCAGCUGAAUAGCAUGACUAGUGCCAUGCCAAAUCCACAGAUUCAAGAGCCCCUUUCAAAGCCUGGUCACGAAAGCCGUAAAGACUCUGCAAAGCGCACUGUACAAGAUGAUCUUUUACUGUCUUCAGCCAAACGCCAGAAGCAUUGUCAGCCAGCCUCCCUCAGACUGGAAAGUAUGCCCCUGAUGAGCCGGACUCCAGACAGCAUUUCUGAUCAAACUCAAAUGAUGGCCAGCCAAAUCCCCCCCAACUCCUCAAACUCAGUUGCGCCUGUCAGCAACGCAGCACAUGGAGAUGGCCUUACACGGUUAUUCCCACCUGGGAACAACUUUGUGCCUCCUACACUGAGGCAGACAGACGUUCAGUGCAGUUCUCAGGCUUCCGUUGCUGAGCAGCAGCAGCAAACCCAGGCAAGUCAACAUCUGCAGGCCCUGCAGCAGCAUGUGCCGGCCCAAGGAGUGUCUCACCUUCACACCAACCACCUGUAUAUCAAACAGCAGCAGCAAGCAGGGCAGUUAAGAGAGAGGCAUCACCUGUAUCAGCUGCAGCAUCACGUGCCACACGCAGACAGUGCUGUCCACUCCCAGCCCCAUAUUGUGCACCAGCAGAGAACUCUACAGCAGGAAGUCCAGAUGCAGAAGAAGAGGAAUCUCGUUCAGGGCACUCCUGCCUCUCAGCUGUCCUUACAACCAAAGCACCAUGGGACUGACCAGUCGAGACCCAAGAGUAGCCAGCCACAUCCUCACCAUCAACAGAUGCAACAACAGCUUCAGCAACACUUUGCAAGUUCCCAGCCGGAGAAGAGCUGUGAUAACCCUUCAGCUGGCCGGGGCCACCACAGCCAUCCCCAGAGCCAUCUCCAUCAAGAUAUCCUGCAGCAGCAGCAGGAUGUUGGAAGCAGACAGCAAGGCUCAGCAGUUUCUUCUGACCAUGUAUCUGGGCAUAAUCCAAUGCAGAGAGUUUUACCAUCAAGAGGCUUGGAGCAGCAGAUGGUGUCCCAACCAAGUAUUGUGACUAGGUCUUCGGACAUGUCCUGCGCUCCACACAGGCCAGAGAGGAACCGUGUGUCCAGUUACUCUGCUGAGGCCCUCAUUGGAAAGCCGUCUUCUACUUCGGAACAGAGAAUGGGCAUGUCCAUUCAGGGCUCCAGGGUCUCAGAUCAGCUUGAAAUGAGAAGCUAUCUUGAUGUUCCUAGAAAUAAGAGCUUGGCACUUCAUAACAUGCAGGGUCGCAUGGACCAUACCGUUGCCUCAGAUAUCCGCCUUUCUGAUUGUCAGACAUUCAAACCAGGGGGAGCCAGCCAACAGCCGCAGAGUAAUUUUGAAGUACAAUCUUCAAGAAAUAAUGAAAUAGGUAACUCUGUGCCAUCACUGAGAAGUAUGCAGUCCCAGGCUUUUCGGAUUAGUCAGAAUACCGGCCCACCACCAAUCGACCGGCAAAAGAGGCUAUCUUAUCCACCAGUUCAGAGCAUCCCAACAGGAAAUGCCGUUCCACCAAGGGACAGUGACAACACAUGUCAUCAGAGUUUCAUGCAGAGUUUGCUUGCUCCUCACCUUGGUGAUCAGGUCAUUGGGAGUCAAAGGUCACUCUCAGAGCAUCCAAGGAAUACACAAUGUGGUCCAUCUUCAACAAUUGAAUAUAAUUGUCCCCCAACUCGAGAAAGUGUUCAUAUUAGAAGAGAGAGUGAAAGUCAGAACAGGGAGAGUUGUGACAUGUCUUUAGGUGCAAUUAACCCCAGGAACAGUACUUUGAAUAUCCCCUUUUCAAGUUCCUCUUCCUCAGGGGAUAUUCAAGGUCGAAACACAAGCCCCAAUGUUUCUGUACAGAAGUCCAACCCCAUGAGGAUUACUGAUAGCCAUGGGACCAAAGGCCACAUGAACCCUCCUGUCACAUCCAACAUGCAUGGGGUUGCGAGGCCAACUCUGCCACACCCACCUGUGUCUCAUGGGAACGCGGACCAAGGGCCUCCUGUUCGCCAGGGUAACUCUUCAGUUGCCCAGAGAUCAAGACAUCCCUUGCAGGACAGCAGUGGCUCCAAAAUCCGACAACCUGAAAGGAAUCGUUCUGGAAAUCAAAGGCACAGUAACGUCUUCGAUCCAAGUCUUCCCCAUCUUCCUCUCUCAGCUGGCGGCAGUAUGAUCCUCGGACGGCAGCAGCCCACUGCAGACAAGAGAGCCAGUAUUGUCCGCUUCAUGCCUGACAGUCCACAAGUACCUAAUGAUAAUUCAGGUCCCGACCAGCAUACGCUGUCACAAAAUUUUGGUUUUCCUUUUAUUCCUGAGGGUGGCAUGAACCCACCCAUAAAUGCUAAUACUUCCUUCAUUCCACAGGCUACCCAGCCGAGUGCCACACGAACUCCAGCACUCAUCCCAGUAGAUCCCCAGAACACUCUCCCCUCCUUCUACCCGCCGUACUCUCCUGCUCACCCUACUCUGUCCAAUGACAUUUCCAUCCCUUAUUUUUCUAAUCAGAUGUUUUCUAAUCCUAGCACAGAGAAAGUGAACAGUGGAAGUUUAAAUAACCGAUUUGGAUCGAUUUUAUCUCCUCCCAGACCCGUUGGCUUUGCUCAGCCAAGCUUUCCUCUUCUCCCCGAGAUGCCGCCAAUGCACAUGGCCAACUCUCACCUAUCCAAUUUUAAUAUGACAUCAUUAUUUCCGGAAAUAGCAACGGCUCUUCCUGAUGGCUCAGCAAUGUCACCUCUGCUCACCAUAGCAAACUCCUCUGCUUCUGACUCUUCCAAGCAGUCUUCAAACAGGCCUGCUCACAACAUAAGCCAUAUCUUAGGUCACGAUUGCAGCUCAGCUGUUUAAACCCAGAGAAACCAAUUGUAAAGGUUUGGGUUGAAAUGACAACUAUUCUUGUGUGUACACACAUGCAUUGAGGGAGCUUGUGUGGAUAUGUGUCUUUAUAUUGGGUAACCGUGUUUCAGUUAGCUUCUGACUAUAAUGAAGCAUGUCAGAGAGGGUGCAUAUGCUGGGCUUGUUAAAACAAUCAUCUUUUGUUUCUGAGUGAUGUUCCUUCUUUAAUCUUCUAAAUAAUUUACUUUUCCAAGUGUGAUUUGUAAUAUUUUAUUCCCUGAGUACUAAUCAACCAGAAGUUGAAGAGAUCUUGGCACAUGCUAGGAAGGAGCUGUGAUAUUUAGCUCAGUUGUUGAUUAAGAGGUAAAAUAGAUAAGAUGGUUAAGUUGCAAAUCCAAAAGUAAAAGCAACUUGAAAAAACAUGACAUGACUAGUUACUGGCUGAUGUCAACAUCUAACAGUUCUGAACCGUGGCAAGUGAUAAUUGAUAAUGAGUUAAAUUCCCAUCAGUAAAAAUGUCAACCAGAUAGAAAAUACAUGAAGCUUUUGAUCAUCCUUCAUUCUGAGCUUUGAUACAAAGACUUAAUUAUAAUUUUUAAUAAACUACCUAAAUUUCAUGUCUUGUUGUUUAAAGUAGGGAGCCACAUUAUCCUUUAAUGUGCCAAGAUCCUGUAAAACAAAAGUCUUCCUUAGACAAUGAGCCUUAAAAAUACAAAACAGCAAUGUGUCCACUUAGUACUUGGGUUUGCAUUAGGCCAAAGAAUAACAGCAGCUGUAUUGUGGCUUUUCCUAGGGUCAGUUAGUGACCAGUGUUUCAUCAGGUGAGUUGAUUUACUAUUCUCUCUUCAUUCUAUUUAUUUGGUCUUGAAAUAACGUAAUUUACAAUCACUUAAAUAUUAGAAGUGCUCAGUA
Acomys russatus (golden spiny mouse) is the source of this 7886-nucleotide messenger RNA. RefSeq names its product upstream transcription factor family member 3 (gene Usf3). The record is from RefSeq and is a predicted model, not a curated record. Gene Ontology annotation, molecular function: protein dimerization activity. The coding region runs from base 318 to 6986 and encodes 2222 amino acids. The transcript has 7 exons. Lineage: Eukaryota; Metazoa; Chordata; Mammalia; Rodentia; Muridae.